Globicephala melas (long-finned pilot whale) is the source of this 3699-nucleotide messenger RNA. RefSeq names its product mucin 13, cell surface associated (gene MUC13). The record is from RefSeq and is a predicted model, not a curated record. NCBI's taxonomy places the organism in Eukaryota, Metazoa, Chordata, Mammalia, Artiodactyla, Delphinidae. Gene Ontology annotation, biological process: heart development.
AGCCCUUGCCAAGAGGAUCCCUGUAAGGGUGAUUCUUCAUGUGUUAAUCUGCAUGAUAGCCGGUUUUGCCUGUGUUCAGAAGGGUAUUACUAUAACUCUCAUACAUGCGAGAAAGGAAAGAUAUUCCCUGGUACGAUUAUGGCCAAUAUAUCACCUACAUCUGACUUAGAAGAUAGAAAUUCUGUGGCCUAUCAGGAAUUAUACUUUAACAUUACUAGAUUUUUUGAAAAGGCAUUUGACAGUUCUGAUUACGGGCAGACUGUAAUUGAUAAAUUAAGCACAUCUCCUUCAGCAAGAUCUGCAAUGCAUACUGUUGCCAUAGCAGUAGUAAACAUUUUUAUGGAAACUACAAAACAAACUGAAGAAAACGUAUCACUUGCCAUUGAAAGAGCAAUAGAACACAGUGCAACUGAGUUUACAGGAUACAUCAAGCAAGAGCGGUGUGAUUAUUAUGGUUGUGAGAAAGAGAAUGGGCAAGAUGACUGCACCAGUGGUUUACUAUGUCAGUGCAAACCGGGGCUGCUGAGACCGAACCCACAGAUCCCCCUGUGUGUUGCUUUGUGUCCUGAUGACUGCAACACACAGAACAAUAAGCAAUGCCUAGUGAAGGACAGCAGGAACUCUACCUGCGUGUGCCUGCCAGACUACAAGGAAGAUGAUCAUGGGAUCUGUCAACCGUGUGCGUUUGGCUACAGCGGAGUUGAUUGUGAAGACCCAUUUCAGCUGAUCCUCACGAUCGUGGGCACCAUUGCUUGCAUCCUCAUUCUCGGCUUGGUGAUCGCAUUCAUCAUCUCAGCGAGUUCAAAGAACAAAAGGAGGAAUGUGGAAGAACAGAACUUGAUUGAGGACAAUUUUCAAAAUCUGCAACUGCGGAAUACCGGCUUUAGCAAUCUAGGAGCAGACGGGAGGAUCUUCCCUAAGAUCAACGUGAACCUGCCCAGAGAGAGUGAGCCACAGAAUCCCUACGUAGUCCCGGGCGGUAUACCCCGCGCACACUAUUAGAACGGUAAAAAUUUGGAACCAUCCAUGGCCCCUCAACCCAACGUAUGAGCUUUUAUUUUGAGUGUUUCAAAGACUGAUGGAGAAGGGAGCAGCCAUGAAGGUCUGGCCUUUGGUAUUUCUCUUCCAUCCAGCCUCUCUGAAUGGAAGUUGUGACUGUUUGCAAUGAAUACAGCUUGUUUGCUAACUAAGUACCUAUGAAAUUAAAUGCACAUAGAUGCUAUUAGUAAGCAUCCAUACUUAAGAUAGUUGAUUUGCUCCGAUCAGUACAAUAGUUAGGUUUUUUUUUUUUCCUGGCUGUGCAACAGUAAUCAUUCUAUCUAUCUAGAGGGAAGCUCCCCAGGAUUUUUCACUCCUGAAAGAGUCUAGAAGAGUGUUGCUUUGAGUUGAUACCCUGUAGAUAAGUGACGUAUUCUGGGAGACUCUUACACAUCAGCUGUGGAGGUCCCAGGAGAUGGGAGGACAUACCAUCCUUGAAGAUGCUGAGGUUCAUUCUCUGGCAAGUUAAAACAGGGAAGCUCCUUCUUUUCCUCAAAUGUAGGGAUUUCAUUACCCUUGAACUGCCAGGAACUUGUGACCUGUGUUCAAAUCAAGAGGACAGAUAAAAAGAGACAGGUCUCUUAGCUUUUUGGGAGCAGUUACUGGCAAUCCAGGGCCUUCUUAAUGUCAACUAGAAGGCCUGAACUAGAAAUGUCCUCUGCAGGGGUACGUUCUAGAGGGUUUGAAAUGCCGGUGGGUAGGGGAGUCAGUGGGGAAAAAUGUGACCAGGAGAAGGAGGAACAGAGGUAGAAGGAAGCUGGGCUGGAGGCUGAGUAAGGGAGAAGGUACCCAGGGCCCACCUUCAUCCUCAGAUUCCCCUCCUCAAUGAGCAAAUGGGCAUUUCCUCUAAUUCGUGCCCUACCCAAGAUUUAGAACCUAGGAGAGGAUGUGAAGACAGAGCCCCCAGAGCAAGAGCUUGAAGUCACUUUGAAAUUGUAGACAUUCUGACUGGCUCCUGGUGAGAGAGGGAGCUUGGGCUCUGGAUCCAAACGUUCAGCCUCGUGAUACAGACUCCAGAGGUAUUCCACCAAAGCCUCAGCCUUCCCUGGGGACAGAGCCUUAGCCGUGGUCACGAACACACACACACAGCUAAGAAUGGGGACAGCCACCUCCAGCACAGGCUUUCUUUAAUGUUAGUAGUAUCCUUGUUUAUGUCUAAUGUCUGGUCUCUUUGCAAGUUAUUUUUAUUUGUUGUUAUUAUUUGUUCUUGACUGUUAACUAUAAGCAGUAACAAAUAAAGUGUCUUUAAUAGAUGGUCCUCCCUUGUGUUUGGGACUUUGGGUGAUGCACAUAGCAGUUAAGUUUCACUUUCAAUAGCAAACAUGACACAUGGUAAACCGAAUUGAUUAACAUCUGCUCAUUAGGGGCUGCUGGAUUACCCAAGGUAAUUUUUUUUUGUCAUGGAAUAGACAUUUUUGGCUGCUUCCUCAGGCGUAUCCCACAACUCUUCCAUUUUGAAGCAACCAAGCAUUUUGGGUGGGAUUGAUCCGACCCCUAGCUCCAAAUGUAGGCCUUGGUUGGCCCAAGCCAAUCAGUGGAAUCCCAUGCCGGCUUGCCAGUGAUUGACUUAGCAAGCACAUGGCACAAGUGGAUAUGAUUAGAAUAAAUCUCAGAUGUUGGUAGGAGGCUUGGAGGAGGAGAAACUCGUCGUUCUGGAGAGCGGGGUUGAGGAGGUGAGGCCUCGAACUGCUUCAGUUUUGCUGAGCUGACACAUAGAGGAGGGCAAAGCUGAGAGAACCAUGGAAGAAUGGAGCUGGUGCUCUGAUCAGACCAUCCCUGAAGGCUCUGGACUUUACCGUUAGGACAGUUUGAGUAGUUGCUUCUGUUUUUGCAGGUGGAAGCAUCCUCACUGAUACAGCUUGUGAUUACUCUUGUGUUCUCAAGGCUAGCUGGUGAACAUAAUAAAAGAAACUCGUAUGACCUAUUAAUGCCCACAGUAAAAAUAUUAGUCAGCAAUCAAUAGGUUAACAGAAUUAAUGAAGACAUAACUUAAAAUUGGCUGACCACUGUAACUUGACAUCACAGUCUCUAGUUCUGACCUGCAUGUUACCUCCUUUACAUUUGAAGAUGAUUCUGGAUUUAGUGCUAAAAGUAGGCUAUUUGAACCUCUUUUCUUUCUUUUUUUUAAAAAAAUUUUUUAUUUAUUUAUUUAUUUGGUUGCACCGGGUCUUAGUUGCAGCAGGUGGGCUCCUUAGUUGCGGCUCACUGGCUCCUUAGUUGUGGCAUGCAAAGUUUUAGUUGCAGCAUGCCUGUGGGAUCUAGUUCCCUGACCAGGGAUCGAACCCGGGCCCCCUGCACUGGGAGCGCAGUGUCUUAUCCACUGCGCCUCCAGGGAAGUCCCUGAACCUCUUUUCUAAAGAGUCCCACCUCUCUCGUGGCCCUCUGCACUACACCAUGUCAGUUUCCAUCACUGCUCAAAGGUCCUGGGCCAUACAGAACUCUGGGCUUCAUGGACCAGAGUACAUCCAUUCUUGGGUGAAUUUCAUUGCUAUUGUUUGAAUAAAAAUAAUGCUCCAAAUAUGUAUAUGUGUAAUAUUUAUGAAAAUGGCUUUUGUCUCCAAAGUUGCUUUUGAUCUUACAUAAUAGAACGUGUAAUUCAUUUGUUUCCGCUCACUGGGACCUUUGCAAAGGUUUUCUAACUGACUGCCCUGCAACCUCACA